This is a messenger RNA of Penaeus monodon (black tiger shrimp), 1077 nucleotides long. RefSeq lists its product as uncharacterized. Gene Ontology annotation, cellular component: condensed nuclear chromosome. The record is from RefSeq and is a predicted model, not a curated record. Lineage: Eukaryota; Metazoa; Arthropoda; Malacostraca; Decapoda; Penaeidae. Gene Ontology annotation, molecular function: single-stranded DNA binding; ATP hydrolysis activity. Gene Ontology annotation, biological process: resolution of meiotic recombination intermediates.
AUGGAACCUUCAAACCGGAACCAAGGUUAUGUAAUGGUUCUAGCCAGGCUCGAGCGACUUCAGGAAGGUAUCAGUGAUCUGACACACCCAAAAGUCAAAGUCAUUAUGGAGGAAAUGGCACAAGUGCAGCACCAGACUGAUCCCUGGGAUGCAGACCUUAAGAUUUUGAUACUAACCCGGCAUCAGAACGCAGCCGUUAGUCAGCAGCUAAAGAGGCAUUUGGGACAUGAUGCUGUUUACUGCCUUGAAUCCUCACCUAAUUAUAGGGAUUUCCUCCUCGUAUGUUGUUAUUACCUCCGCCAAAAGUACUUAUUACGGGCCUGGUUCCCUGAGCUCAAGCAAAUUGCGGACUUACGGCCAGUAUUAUGGAAUGGCCUGCAAGACCUCCCUUACUCCCAGUUCGGCCUCGUGUUCCAGUGGGAAGCAGAUGGGGAACCCUCGCCUUGCAUCAGUCAUUGUGUCAGACAGAAUAUUCAGGUCGUUGCGCUCUGUACCGUUCCUCCCCGUCCCACAGUUACCAGAACAAAACAGGAAUUGGCAUUAGAAGAGGAAGUUAGUUCAAGCUGUGAAAGAGUAGGCAAAGGCAGAGGUGAGACGAUGAAAGAUGAUGGCAACGAAGGGAGAGACAAGGAGCGCAUGACAACAAAGAAGGGGAUUGAUCCGUUCAUUUUCACCGCCUCCAGCAGACUGAUCAACAAUGCAGAGCUCCAUUAUAUCCUCACUUCUGUUUUUAACAUUUUCCUCGUAGAAAGGUCUCUCAGUGAUCUAGUGGACGGUGAGGACUGUAAGCGAGGCUGGGCGGAUCUGGUGGUGGAUGAACGAACGUGUAUACUGUUGCAGCCUCUUGCUCAUCUACGCACUGAUACCCACGUCCUUUACCUCACCAAGCAGCUAGUCCUUUUGUCUCUUCAGUGUGUCACUUGCUAUCUUAUUCUUUACUCUGACCCUCGUUUGGAUUACGGGUACAUAUUUCGAAGUAAUGUGGUAAAGGCUCUGACGAGACUUGUUGUUGCGUGUGCACAGUUUCGCUCAUUAGAUUAUACUGUGUCGAUUUGCCUGGCAUCCAGCAUAGAACAG